This is a messenger RNA of Rotaria sp. Silwood1, 714 nucleotides long. The record is from the annotation of a GenBank genome assembly. Lineage: Eukaryota; Metazoa; Rotifera; Eurotatoria; Philodinida; Philodinidae.
AUGAAAGCAAUGUCAUUAUUUUUCAUCAUCAUAUCAUAUUUCCUUCUAUUUGAAUGUGCCAAUGGUAUACCAUUAGCAAGAGAAUGCACUGGAAAUCCAAGAGCAUGUGAUGAUGGUACGGUAUGUUUUAAUAAAUCGACCUCUUACUCCGGUUGCUAUAAGAAAUGUCCGAGUGGCUGGAUAUGUAAUGCCGGAGAUAUAUUGUGUAAUAAAGCGGUUGAAGAUUUGGUACAAGAAGUAGAAAACUUGAAAGAUGAUAAUAUUGUCAAUGGCUUUGCAAUUAAUCAAUUGUGUAUUGGCCAAACUGCCUGUAAGACUAGAGAAAAACUGGAAAAUCCAUCAUGGUUCGAUAAUGUUCUUAAUACAUUUGUUGAACCAUAUAUUCAACGAGCUGGAAAUUGGAGUAGUGUUAUUAGAAAAUGUCAUGAUCAAUGGUCAGUGAUUCCUGUUGUUGGAAAGUAUCGAUGUCAAGAACUUAUGGCCGAUUAUCAUAUUGCUCAAGAUCUUCAAAAUGCCGUCAAUAGACAUGGAUGUGGAACACAACACGAUUGGGAUUUAGUGGGUGAAUACAUUAAAGAUUGUGUUAAAAAAUCCCAUAUUGGAGUACCAUUUGGUGAAACUUAUGCUAUAUCAGAAGUCAUUAAAAAUCGAAAUAUCGUUCGUGAAAAAUGCAAAAAAGUACGAAAACCACUUGGUCUUCAAAUAGAAUUUUGA